GCUUGCUCCGGGCAGAGCCUGGAGGUGCGGGGCGGGCUCCGAGAGCGCUCUCGGGGCUGCUCCAGGCAGAGCAGCGGCGGCUGGAACUCGCUUCCUCCCUCCUUCCGUCCUCCCCCUUCCCGCGAUCAGCCCCAUCACCACGCCAGGCCCCCCUCCCCUGCCGUCAUCACGCUCCCCUUCUCCCUUCUUGGCACUUUCCUCUCGAACCAUCCUUCUGGACAAAGUUUGAUGGAGAAUUUCACACCACGCUGGAAAAAUGCCGGUUAUGAAAGGAUUACUGGCGCCCCAGAACACCUUCCUCGACACCAUCGCCACCCGUUUUGACGGAACACAUAGCAACUUCAUCCUUGCAAACGCCCAGGUGGCUAAGGGUUUCCCCAUAGUCUACUGUUCUGAUGGCUUCUGCGAGCUUGCUGGAUUUGCCCGAACUGAAGUCAUGCAGAAGAGUUGCAGCUGCAAAUUCUUAUUUGGGGUUGAAACCAAUGAGCAACUGAUACUUCAAAUAGAAAAGUCACUGGAGGAAAAAACAGAAUUCAAAGGAGAAAUUAUGUUCUACAAGAAGAAUGGAUCUCCAUUUUGGUGCCUAUUGGAUAUUGUUCCUAUAAAGAAUGAGAAAGGAGAUGUGGUACUUUUUCUGGCCUCAUUCAAAGAUAUAACAGAUACAAAAGUGAAGAUUACUCCAGAAGAUAAAAAAGAAGACAAAGCCAAAGGAAGAUCAAGAGCAGGGACCCACUUUGACUCAGCCCGGAGACGGAGUCGAGCGGUCCUUUAUCACAUCUCUGGGCACCUGCAAAGAAGAGAAAAGAACAAACUGAAAAUAAAUAAUAAUGUUUUUGUAGAUAAACCAGCAUUUCCGGAGUAUAAAGUUUCUGAUGCAAAAAAGUCCAAAUUCAUACUUUUGCAUUUUAGCACUUUUAAAGCUGGCUGGGACUGGCUUAUUCUGUUGGCGACGUUUUAUGUUGCCGUGACUGUACCUUACAACGUUUGCUUUAUCGGCAACGAUGACCUGUCCACGACUCGGAGCACAACAGUCAGUGACAUUGCAGUGGAGAUUCUUUUUAUUAUAGAUAUUAUUUUAAAUUUCCGAACAACCUAUGUGAGCAAGUCUGGCCAGGUUAUCUUUGAAGCAAGAUCAAUUUGCAUCCACUACGUCACAACCUGGUUCAUCAUUGAUUUGAUCGCUGCCCUGCCUUUUGACCUCCUGUAUGCUUUCAACGUCACAGUGGUGUCUCUCGUGCAUCUCCUGAAGACCGUACGGCUGCUGCGUCUUUUGCGUCUCCUGCAGAAGUUGGACCGUUAUUCCCAACAUAGCACAAUCGUCCUGACUCUGCUCAUGUCCAUGUUUGCGCUCCUUGCACACUGGAUGGCGUGUAUCUGGUAUGUCAUUGGAAAAAUGGAGAGGGAAGACAACAGCCUUCUGAAGUGGGAAGUUGGUUGGCUCCAUGAGCUGGGAAAGAGGCUGGAGUCUCCAUACUAUGGCAACAACACCUUGGGGGGCCCAUCGAUCCGAAGUGCCUAUAUUGCUGCUCUGUACUUCACCCUCAGCAGCCUCACCAGUGUUGGGUUUGGGAACGUCUCUGCUAAUACAGAUGCAGAAAAGAUCUUCUCCAUCUGCACCAUGCUGAUCGGUGCCUUGAUGCAUGCCUUGGUAUUUGGAAACGUGACGGCGAUCAUACAGAGGAUGUACUCCAGGUGGUCCCUCUACCACACUAGAACGAAGGAUCUGAAGGACUUCAUACGUGUCCAUCACCUGCCCCAGCAGCUCAAGCAGAGGAUGCUCGAGUAUUUCCAAACAACCUGGUCAGUCAACAAUGGAAUAGAUUCAAAUGAGCUUCUGAAAGACUUUCCAGAUGAGUUGCGUUCUGACAUCACCAUGCACCUGAACAAGGAAAUCUUGCAGUUGUCUCUUUUUGAGUGUGCCAGCCGGGGCUGCCUCAGGUCUCUGUCAUUACACAUCAAAACCUCCUUCUGUGCUCCGGGGGAGUACCUGCUGCGUCAAGGAGAUGCUUUGCAGGCCAUCUACUUUGUAUGCUCGGGCUCCAUGGAAGUUCUUAAAGACAGCAUGGUGCUGGCUAUUCUUGGGAAAGGGGAUUUAAUUGGAGCAAAUCUAUCAAUUAAGGACCAAGUGAUCAAGACCAAUGCAGAUGUGAAGGCGUUAACCUACUGUGAUCUCCAGUGCAUCAUCCUCAAAGGACUCUUUGAAGUGCUAGACCUUUACCCAGAAUAUGCUCACAAAUUCAUGGAAGACAUUCAGCAUGACCUCACAUACAACCUUCGCGAAGGUCAUGAGAGUGAUGUGAUAUCAAGAUUGUCGAACAAAUCUACCAUCUCACAGUCAGAGCCCAAGGGAAAUGGCAGCAUCAACAAGAGACUCCCAUCCAUUGUGGAAGAUGAGGAAGAGGAGGAGGAGGGGGAGGAAGAGGAGACAGCCUCCCUCUCUCCCAUCUACACCAGGGGAUCCUCCUCUUCACGCAACAAGAAGGUUGGAAGCAAUAAAAGCUAUCUAGGCUUAAGCCUGAAGCAGCUGGCUUCAGGAACAGUGCCGUUUCACUCACCUAUCAGAGUCUCCAGUUCAAAUUCUCCAAAAACCAAACAGGAAACUGACCCCCCUAACCAGGGUAAAAGGAAAGAGAAGAACUUGAAACUGCAGCUUUCGACUUUGAAUAGUGCUGGACCCCCAGACCUCAGUCCAAGAAUUGUUGACGGAAUUGAAGACGGAAACAGUAGUGAAGAAAGUCAGACUUUUGACUUCGGCUCUGAACGAAUCAGGCCGGAGGCCAGAAUUUCUCCUCCUCUCGGAGACCCAGAGAUUGGAGCUGCUGUGCUCUUCAUCAAAGCAGAGGAGACCAAGCAGCAGAUAAACAAGCUCAACAGUGAGGUAACAACAUUGACUCAGGAGGUCUCCCAGUUAGGUAAAGACAUGAGGAAUGUGUUGCAACUACUAGAAAACGUUCUGUCACCCCAGCGAUCAUCGCGAUUUUGCUCUCUGCACACCACCUCUGUGUGUCCCUCCAGGGACAGCUUACAGACCAGGAUGACCUGGAGUACGCACCAACCUUGUCUACACUUGCAAGCAGGUGGUGCUGCUUAUCCCCAAGCACAACUUUGUCACGGUAAUGUCACCUCAGACAUUUGGAGUGUGGAUCCCUCCUCUGAGGGGAGCAGCCCCCAACGAACUGGAGCUCAUGAGCAAAAUCCUGCAGACAGUGAACUUUAUCAUACUCCACACCUUGAUUAUUCGCCUGCCCACUACCAGGUUGUCCAAGAAGGUCAUUUGCAAUUUUUAAGGUGCAUCUCUCCACAUUCAGAUUCCACGCUGACGCCUCUGCAGUCCAUUUCGGCGACUCUCUCGUCCUCCGUCUGCUCCUCCUCAGAAACAUCUUUGCACCUGGUUCUCCCAAGCAGAUCAGAGGAGGGCAGCUUUAGCCAGGGAGCUGUGAGUUCCUUCAGUCUGGAAAACUUGCCAGGAUCUUGGGACCAGGAAGGAAUGGCACCGGUCUCUACUGAACCCUUGGAGAACUUUCCAUUGGAAGUUGUCACAAGCACAGCCGAAGUGAAAGAUAACAAUAAAGCCAUAAACGUAUGAUAUUUGUGCACGUGAGGCAGCUGCCAAUUUCAACUCCGCCACUGCAUGACAGCUUGAGUUUGCCUUUUUGCCUCUGGCAGGUGCGAAGACUGGGCAAAGUUGGGUGUCCUGCAGGUGAGAGACGAGGAGCCACGGAGAGGCAGAACCACGUCCAUAUUGUAGCGAACACUUUCUAGAUCCUAGAAACAUUUUCCUGUACAGAUACUAACUUUCUGGUCUGUUUGACAGACUUUGGUAAAAGUCCAAAGACCCUGAGGGUCUGAGCAUCUAGAAAUCCCAGACAAAGAAUUUGUGGAUUCGUUUUGUCCCAGGUGGCUUUUGUGAAAUGCAGCAAAGGUUUUUCCGGAGUGCCUGUCUGUCAUUCCUGAACAAUAUCCAUAGCACUGUUGGCCUCGGGAGUGCACAGCUCCUGCUGAUCUAUUUUUCUCUUUGUGAAGGCGGAGGGACAAUUAUCACUGCAUGUCAUCUCCUAGACAAUCAGUCCCAUAGAGAUGGUGGCCAGUGGUUAGCUAUUGCACGUUAUUUGCCAUGUAAAUGAACAUGUCUUUAUUUAUCAAAACAAAGAGAGGCUAUUUUUAUAUCCUUGGUAUGAAAUAUGUAUUUAAACUAUUUAAAAUAUUUAUAAAGAAAUGAAUGUUUUCUUUUCAUUUUGGUAAAAAACAAGAAAAGCUCGCUGUUUUAACAAGAAAUGCACUACCGUUAUGUAAAGUAGAUCAAAAAUUAUUUAUUGUUAAAAGGAUAUAGUUUCAAAAGGAAUUCCCCUUUUAUCUGCAUGCAGUUUGCAACAAAUGUAUCCCCAUGCUUCUGGAUUACAAAAGGAAAGUGAGGUCAUAUUUUAUUGAUGAAAUAAAAACGUGGACUGAGUGUCAAGUACAUGAGCUCUGGGAUGGUGGUAGAGAGGGCUCCACCUUGUCUCUGCUGAAUCACGUCAACGACUGAAUCAAGGCUGCCCCCACUGUGCCAGCAUAAACGUCUCUCCUCCAAGCAUCAUACUUUAUUAUUCAGGGGCCCAAAAUUGGUGUGUGCAAUAUGAGAUUACAGUUACAUUGAGACAUUUGGGCCUCAUAGUGAGGGAGAAAACCUUGGGUGUAUCCACCCCCUGUGCUACUCUUUCAGGAGAGGUUGUAGGCAUGAAAAUUCCAAAAUGGUGCCAAGACUUCUGAGCUAUGGCAUGUGAGAAUGAUGCCAGCUUGCACUGGAUCCGCACUUUAAUUUUUUUCUUUCAAGCGCUCAAUAAUGCUGCAAGUUAUGUGGAGCAGGUGUUUUCAUUUUCAUUUUGCAGAGAAAAAAAGGAUCCCAGAGAUUACACAGCAAGGAUGCUGGAGAUGGUCUAGAACUCAUAAUGCUCCCUACAUCUCAGCCAGCACGCCAAUUCAGAUGUUGGGCUUGGGAAUGAUUUAUUAAAUGUCUUCACUGAAGUUUUGUGUUUAAGAACAUUUAGGGUCUGAUCAUCCCGGACAUUCUUAGAAAACAUUGAAUUCACAUUCUGGACUUCCCUGUUCUUAUUUCCCACCACAAAGAGUAAACAAUCUGAGAUUGGAUCAUUAGAAACAUCUAAAUUAAGCAAGACUCCUGAUGUGUGAAUCUUAUACCCUAAAAUUGGCUAGAGUAGCAGAAAGAAAAGAAAUCUUCCCUAAUUUGAAAAUGAAAACAGUCCAGGUUUAUGAGGCAGGUCACUCCAGACUCAAUGCAUUCUACUCCCCUACCUUGCAAAUUCAAUCUGUCCCUGCUUAAGUGAAUGGAAACACAGAGGCACAGGCACGCUUCUCCAUUUAAUGUAUUCAUCUGUAGUCCCCAUUUUACUCAUCCUGACCCAUGUCAUCAUUUUAGGUACCAUUCAAAAGGAACUAACUGGUGUUUGUUUGUGAAUAUCCUUCUGGCAAACUAGCACUAUUAUUACUGAUGCUAAUAAUGACUGACAUUCUGUUUUUUGAGUACUGACUAUGUAUCAACAGAUGUUUAGGAAUUAACACGUUAUGUUUCCUCAUAUAAUCCUCAAAGCUAAAAGUUACUGGUUAUUAUUAUCCCCUUUUGGUAAAUAAAUAAUUUGGACAUAGAUUUUUUUAACUUGCCUAGUCACGUUGUUUUAAAUGAUAGACCCAAUACUCCCAUGGGCUCUCUGGGUACCCCUCCCUUCAUGUCCAUCCAUUCUUGCAGCCUUUUGAAACUUUACUAGUAAUUAAUUUCUUUUGAAAUCCAUGAAUAAAAUAAAAUAAAAUAGUUGGUUUCUUUUAAGCUAGGCAUACAAAUGAGGAUUUGGGGAAGUCCCAGCGGAAGGCUUGGAAGUACGCCCACAAUUUUCCAGCCAGUCACCAUCUCUGUAUCUACUCCUAACAGCUGACUUCAGCAGGCAUAAGAACCAGCUGCCCACCCUGGAUGGGUGUGCAAGCGGACAAGAAGGAGUGAGCAUCCGGGAGAAGGGAGGGUUCCCAUGAUUUCUUACAGGGGAGUACCUGCCUCAUCUGAAUCAGUCCCACCUUACUCCCUUAUCAACCUUUUCCAUCAUCAUCAUUAUUCUGACAAACAAGAUUCUCCCAUACUUGGGGCAGCUCAGAAUGAAAUGUUUUGGGGUUUUUGGUUUGUUUAUUUAUUCAUGUUGUGAUAUUAUUCUAGGAAAUGAGAACUCCAAGUUUUUGUAGAUGUCUGAUUUUCUAAACAUUGUUGCUAUGCAAAUAGCAGAGGUCCUUGUCUUAUCAGGGAUGCAAUUUUGGCUCCCUACAUUUUCCUCACCCACCCACUCUGCUGAUGGAGUAAAACAGGGAUCCAGAGGGAAGAAAAGGACUUAAUUUCUCCAUCAAGUAUAGUUUCUUAAAAAUACUACUGGGGACUAAACUCUUCUGUGUAGUUCUAAUUAACAGAACCAGAUAGACAGGUUAUAUAAGACUUUGUUUUGAUUCAAGGUACGUAGAAAUUUCUGGCAUCUAAUGUUACUCAAAAAUGGUAUUUAUUGCCUCGAGAGGGGGUAGAAUCAGUAACAAGUGUUCUAUCAGAGGUUGCAUAACUCUUUGACAGGCAUAUUGUUUUCCAGAAGGGCUCUGUAUUAGAUGGGAAGUUAGCAGAAUACCUGCAUCAGAAUCACAUGGGGUAGUUGUUUAAAAUGCAGAAAGUCUGGCUUCAGUCCAACCCCUUUGGAUAGAGUCUGGGAAUCUACCAUUUAGUAAACUUCCUGGGUGACUCAUAUACACUAAAGAGUGGGAAAUAUUGGUCUAGAAUCUAUGGUAGUAGAAGAUUGAGUCCUAGCUAAUUUAUACGUAAGUGAACUAGCAUCUAAAUUCUAUUAUAGACAGCCCUGAGUCUAUAAUUGUAUAAUAGAGAGCUCUGGUUAACCCUAAUAUCAGUAGUUAUCAAACUUUAGUUUGAAUAAUGUAGUUCCGGUGGAUCUUAUUAAAGUAGUGAUUUCAAGACCUUCAUCCCAAAGAUAAAGACUGGGUGCCAAGUGAUUCUGAUAUGAAUGUUCCGGGGAACAAACUCUAGAAACAUCAUCCUAAGCAGUGUGCUCAUCUCUUAGAUAACAAGGUUCUGUGAGAGGCAGACCAACUAGAUUCGAACCAAUUAAAACUGACAAUUGCGUACAAUGCUAUUUCCGUACAGUUCCUGACACAUCAGUCAUUUUUUCAUUAAAGUGAUCGGUCACUUUCUCCAAGAGAGCUUUGAGCAUUCAUUCAUUCAUUACUUCAACUAAGAAUGGUUGAGUGCCAACUAUGU
Molecule: messenger RNA, 7291 nt
Organism: Equus caballus (horse)
Lineage: Eukaryota; Metazoa; Chordata; Mammalia; Perissodactyla; Equidae
Source: RefSeq, a predicted model, not a curated record